CAGUCAGCCCGCUGAACAGCACGCUCCAUUCAGACAUCCAGCGCAGCUCAAAGUUAAUGACAGGACAAAAAGAUAACAGGCUUACACAACAUAUCCAGUUUGGAUGAGCUUUUUGGAUGCGACUCCCUGUGCACAGGGUUGGCAGCUGGACCCCUUCACUCUUCCCAAAUCUCCCAGCUAUUCGAGGUUACCCUGUGAGUCCACUCUAUACUGAUUCAUCCAGUUGCUGCUGUUUGCCAUGCGGCUGCUCCGCGGUCUGCUGCUACUUUUGUUCCUGGUAUUCUGGGCUGCCGAUGCGCGAAAGGACGAGGGACGACGCAGGCGCUGGAUGCGGGGCCGAAACCGGGCUCGUGCCGUCAAGCGCUUUGCGGCGGAUUGCAAGGAAUAUUCGACCAAUGAGGAAAAACACUUAGACUGUCAAGAGCGCCAGCUGAAAGCAGUUCCGUUGGGAUGGCCGGAGGAUAUCGACCACCUGCUGCUGGCGCGGAACAGGAUCCAGGUGUUGCGAGACAACACCUUCAGUAAAUUUCGGAACCUGAGGAGCCUCGAUUUGCAGCAAAAUGAAAUUUCACGCAUAGAGGAGAACGUGUUCAGCGGCCUCAGCAAACUUACAACUUUGUUGCUGCAGCACAACCGUCUACAGAUGUUAAGCGAGGAUGUGCUGAUUCCAAUGCCGCAACUUAAGUACCUGCGUAUCCAUGACAACCCCUGGAGGUGUGACUGCCAGCUGGAUAGCCUGGUGCGGUACAUACAGGUCCCGAGUAACCGUAAUUUUGGCAAUUACGCCAAAUGUGCAGAGCCCACUGCAUUCUGGGGUAGAAAACUUAAGAAGCUGGAUGCUGAUCAGCUGUGCACCCCACAGCAUGCAAAUGUAGAAAUCCCACAACCAGAGCAUGAGAAGCUACCAGCCCCGAUAAAAGAAUCUGACGCGACCACUCUGUGUCAUACCUACAUGCAUCCUGUUCCUCACAUGGACUGCAGAAACAGAGAUCUUAAAACCGUACCAGCGGAUAUACCGCUGGAUAUCGUGAGACUGGAUCUGUCCAAAAACAACAUCAAGCAGCUGAGACCCCAGAAGUUUGUGACUGUUAAAGACCUUAAACUCCUGAACCUGAGUGGAAACAGUCUAGAAGGAAUUCACACAGCUGCCUUCGCAGGCCUUUUGAACUUGAACGAGCUGGACCUCUCCAACAACAGCCUGCAAAAUUUCCAAUACGGUGUUCUGGAGGACCUUUACUUCCUGAAGAGACUAUCUUUGGGAGGCAACCCUUGGAUCUGUGACUACAACAUUCACUACUUGAUCUAUUGGCUGAAGCACCAUCGUGGGGUCUACCACACAGGUCUAGUGUGCAGUAAACCAAAGGAGUUUCAAGGUUGGUCGGUGGAGGAUUACGUGAAGACCUAUAACGGAGAGUGUCCUAAAGAUUUACAGUUUGGCCAGACGGCGGACCCGGCGGGCAUCACAGCUCAAGAGUUCGGUGCUGAGACAGAGGAAGAAGAACUGGGGCCUAUACCUUAUAGAGGGCCGAAAAAAUAUGAGAUCAUUCGUCUGACUUGAGGCGCAAACUGUGAUGUCGGGAAUACUGUUGUUUAUUUUACGAAGCGUUUUUGUUGCAAAAUAUUGAUUGAAUUAAGUCACGUUUAUAGAUUUUAGUCAACUCAGAAUUCAAGCAGCUGAUGAUUACGUAUUGUAGAAUGUUUUUAUGAGUAAUUUUGAAAAUUGAAUUGUUAUAAAUAAAAAAGAUAUCAACUUUUUUCACAGA
Messenger RNA from Triplophysa dalaica, 1763 nucleotides. RefSeq names its product leucine rich repeat containing 17 (gene lrrc17). Gene Ontology annotation, cellular component: plasma membrane. The record is from RefSeq and is a predicted model, not a curated record. Gene Ontology annotation, molecular function: protein binding. The coding region runs from base 239 to 1558 and encodes 439 amino acids. NCBI's taxonomy places the organism in Eukaryota, Metazoa, Chordata, Actinopteri, Cypriniformes, Nemacheilidae. The transcript is spliced from 4 exons.